Drosophila miranda is the source of this 710-nucleotide messenger RNA. RefSeq lists its product as uncharacterized. NCBI's taxonomy places the organism in Eukaryota, Metazoa, Arthropoda, Insecta, Diptera, Drosophilidae. The record is from RefSeq and is a predicted model, not a curated record. The transcript has 3 exons. Bases 289 to 690 code for a protein of 133 amino acids.
GUCGCAAACUUGUGUACAAACUUUCUGGAUUGUAUCCCAGUAUCAUCGGCUCUGGCUCUCUAAGAGACCCAAGGCUUUAGCCUUCACUUUUCCUUAUCCUGCGCCGCUCUGGUGAUUUUCCCACUUUAAAUAAGAUGGCGCGUGAGCCCUCUUUUUGAACCGGGCCGCCGCAGGGCCCUUACCCAGUUGGGUGUUGUCGGAUCAAUACUACAUCCAUGAUCGCGUGCAUCGCGCCAGCAGCUGGUACAUUAUUCAUUUAUCUGCAGUUUUGUACGACGUACGACGUACAUGCUUCGCAGGUGCCUACAUUACCGACAUCGUCUUCCCUCCUGCACCAUGCUUUACCUUAUCGGCUUUGACCGGCUCUAUUGGCCGAGACCCUCUCUGGCCACAAACUGCUAUGCCGCGAUCCCCUCCCUUUACACUGCCAGCAGGUUUCCCCCUCCGGUGGCCAGUAAUACCUCUUGCGAGCCCGUGGAUACCGAUAUGCCCAUCAUGACCGGCCGACAUCGCGAACUCCCCGCCGGCUCCUGCGCAAGGGACAACGAUGCCGUGCGCCCCUCGGCACAUGAUUCCUGUCGCGGGAGGCUGUGGCCUUUGCGUCUUGCUACUGCCAUGGCCCAUUCUGAUUUUUACGCCUUUACAGACCGCUCACCACCGGUACCUCCUCCGCGCGUGAUUCCGCCGUAGCUCCUCGUCCUCUCGGGAGU